This is a messenger RNA of Penicillium coprophilum, 1803 nucleotides long. RefSeq names its product arylsulfotransferase family protein. Bases 1 to 1803 code for a protein of 600 amino acids. Lineage: Eukaryota; Fungi; Ascomycota; Eurotiomycetes; Eurotiales; Aspergillaceae. The record is from RefSeq and is a predicted model, not a curated record. The transcript is spliced from 2 exons.
AUGUUCGUGCGGACUACUUCUGGUGCGUUUUGCCAGAGCUCCUGGCUUCGCAAUAGUCGUGUGCAUACCCGCUUUCGCUUCCAAUGGAUUGCCCUGUUCCUCACCGCUAUUGGGGGUUUCAUUGCAUUCUAUCUGUUUGCUGUCCCACAGCUUCUCAGAUUCCGGUUCCGCUCCGACUUGAGCUGGUAUGACCUAGGAGCUCAGGGGUUUGGUCCAGACCGAAGUUACAUUUCCUUUGAUCAAGAGUCACUGGUUGUCGAAAUUACUCCGCCUAAUGCGAAAUGUGAUCCCAGGUACACAUUCCUUGCGCCUCGAGGCGAUUCAGUUCCUCAUCCCGGUCCGAUGAUUUUGAGUCCUGAUGGGGAGCUUGUGUGGACGAAAUGGAACAAGGGUACGACACAAGACUUCAAAGUGCAGCGGUACAAGGGUGAGGACUACCUCACUUAUUGGCAAGGCAGCAUAAUCGACGGCAUCGGAGAAGGGUCUUGGUACAUGCUUGAUUCAACCUAUACACAGAGGUAUGUAGUGUCUCCAAUCGGCAUGUCUAAUGGCGACCUGCAUGACUUCCAAAUCACUUCCAACGAUACCGCAAUUCUGAUGAUCUAUGACCCAAUCCCAACUAACUUGAGCUCUAUUGGAGGCCCGGAGCUCGGAUGGAUGUAUGACGGAGUCUUCCAAGAAGUUGACCUCGACACUGGGGAACUGCUAUUUCAAUGGCGCGUAUCCGAGUUUUACCGUCCCAGUGAUAGCUAUCAACCAGUUGGACAUACUGGACAUGAACGGACGUCGGCGUAUGACCACUCCCACAUCAACAGCGUGGACAAGGAUGAUCAGGGCCGGUACCUCGUUUCGAUGCGCCACCUCCAUACUAUUGCAUGCAUAGAUGGCAUCACUGGUGAUGUCCUCUGGUCACUAGGAGGAAAACAGAACAAAUUUGCCGAUGCAUCUCAUGGUGCUGCCACCGAUUUCUCAUGGCAGCAUGAUGCUCGCUGGGUAGGACCCGACAGUCUCAGCUUGUUCGACAACGCAGCACACAACAACGACAAUAUCUCUGCAGUGAGCCGCGGCAUGAUAGUUGAUCUAGAUAUGGACUCGCGGCAGGCGACUUUACUGCAAUCUUUCGAGCAUCCGCAGGACAUCAUGGCCGUUUCUCAAGGAAAUUUGCAAGUGCUAGACACUGGGAACGUGCUAGUGGGCUGGGGGCACUCUGCAGCUUUCACCGAGUUCUCCCCAGAGGGUAAUAUCGUAUGUGAUGUGCACUUUGGUGCCUCUGCUUUCUUCACAUUUGGCCGUGUCGUCUCCUACCGAGUCUUCAAGUUCGACUGGGUUGGCAGUCCUAUGACAAGCCCCGACACCGCACUCACGCCAGAUAGUGUCUUUGUUAGUUGGAACGGUGCCACUGAGGUAGCAGAAUGGCGAGUUGAGGCAUGGGACGGUGAGGACCUCAAAAAUAUGACCUUCACGGAUGUCGACCAGGUCCCUCGCAGCGGUUUCGAAACUGAAAUUCCACUCACUUCCGAGGUUGAGUCGCUGUUCCGUGUGCGCGCAAUCAACUCGAACGGCGAGUCUCUUGGUACAACGGAGCUACUCCAGCGACCUCGAGCAUCAGAGGGCUCUCCCCUUAGCAUCCCAUGGGCCUUGGGGUCCAUUGCCUUCGUGGUUUUUGGUUGCCUUAUUUACGGUGUGCAUUUCGUUGUUCACCGUCGGCUUCGUCGGGGGUUUAGCUUCAAUCAUGUCUAUCAGUCGGUAUCUCCCAAAGAUGACGAUGAGACCGAUGGUGAACAUGAUCGUCUCCCAUUAUGA